UUUGUGGACGUCGCCCUUUAAAAACCCGUAUUGUGGGUGGAGUUGAUGCGCACGAGGGGGCGUGGCCAUGGCAGUGUCAACAAAUCCAGCCUGGUUGUGUACUUGGGAAGGAUGACACAGCAGGGAGUUCAUGCUCAUGAAAUCAGCAGAAAUGUCAGUACGCUUGUCAUACAUCCUGACUAUAGCAGUGACACCUACAACAAUGACAUCGCUCUCCUGCAUCUGUCCUCUUCAGUCAACUUUACUAACUAUAUUAGACCGGUGUGUCUAGCAGCGGAGGACAGCAUUUUCCCUUCUGGCACCAACUGCUGGAUCACAGGCUGGGGACAAACUGCAUCUGGAGUGAAUUUGUUUUAUCCUGGGACUCUGCAGGAGACUGUGGUUCCAGUGAUAAUUAAUUCUCAGUGUAAUGAUCUGCUGGGUGCCGGAGUCAUUACAGACAACAUGAUGUGUGCUGGUUUACUGCAGGGAGGCAAAGACACCUGCCAGGGGGAUUCUGGUGGUCCAAUGGUGAGUAAGCAGUGUUCAGUGUGGGUCCAGUCUGGUAUCAUCAGUAGGGGUCACGACUGUGGUCAGCCCAAUGAACCUGGAGUGUACACCCGCGUGUCACAGUAUCAGCAAUGGAUCAGGACCUCAACUGGCCCGAACCUCCCAGGAUUCGCCACCUUCAACCCCCUAAACUCAUGCUCUACUGCCAGUCAGGGUUGAGGUGUAGUUGUAUAAAACAAACUUACCUGCACUAACUUCCAGUGAAUGCUGCCUUUGAAAGCUCUACAAUGACAGUAACCAGCUCCACUGCAGACCGCCUGGCUCAGAACUUCACUCAUGAAUAUGAACACAAACUGCAUAGGUUCAACAUUUGUUGAACAAGCACUG
This is a messenger RNA of Rhinichthys klamathensis goyatoka, 876 nucleotides long. Its product is annotated as tryptase. The transcript has 5 exons. Bases 46 to 708 code for a protein of 220 amino acids. Gene Ontology annotation, biological process: proteolysis. The record is from RefSeq and is a predicted model, not a curated record. Gene Ontology annotation, molecular function: serine-type endopeptidase activity. NCBI's taxonomy places the organism in Eukaryota, Metazoa, Chordata, Actinopteri, Cypriniformes, Leuciscidae.